This is a messenger RNA of Parasteatoda tepidariorum (common house spider), 3209 nucleotides long. Its product is annotated as gem-associated protein 2. Gene Ontology annotation, biological process: spliceosomal snRNP assembly. The record is from RefSeq and is a predicted model, not a curated record. Lineage: Eukaryota; Metazoa; Arthropoda; Arachnida; Araneae; Theridiidae.
CAGCUCUAAAAUCGGGCACAAAUGAAAAAUUAAUAGAUACAUUAUUUAAAUUACUCAACUAUAUUUUGCCUGAAUUGAUAUUAAUGAAUUUAAGACGUUGGAACCAAGAAAAGGGAAAAUAAAAGAAAUAAUUAAUAUUAAAACAGUAUCAGUAACAAAAAUAUGGUAAAGCAGUCGAGCUGAAAUAGGCAUCUUGAAGCAGCCUAUUGUUCAAAUUGAAAAAAUAUUCGCCCUAAAAAUCUUAAAUAAUAAUAUUAUAGCAUUUGAAAUUACGCUUUUUUAUUAGUUGUGAAGGUUUUAAAAAUCAACAAUAACGAAUUCUGGGUUGGAAUAAGGGUAUGAAUCUCUGGCACUAUGAUGGCGAAAUUUAUUAGAUUUUCAGAAUUUUCUCAGAGUUUAAGAUGCUUUUCUAAAGGCAAAUUUUCUGAAGUACAAAAUCAGUUCUUCCAACAAUUUUGCAAUGUUAAUCAAAACAUUCCAAUUUCAUCAAAUUUCCGAAAUUUGUCUGAAGAGAAUAUGAAAGAUAAGCAAAACAAUUUGCCACCAGAACCACCCAAUCCAGCAGAUUGUUGUGAAGAUGGUUGUGCAAAUUGUGUUUGGUUUAAUUAUGUUACAGAAGUUAAAUUUUAUUAUAAAAAUGAUAAUAAAAAACUGCAAGAGGCCUUUGAAAUUAUUCCAAAUGUUGAACAUCGAGAAUUUGUAAAGAUUUCUUUAAAAGAACUUGAAACAGAAAGAACUAGCUCACCCUAGAAACAAUAUUUAAAAAUAAAUAUUUUAAAAAAUGAAGCAAUUCUUUCAUUUGUGAUUAGAACUCCUAAAUGGUUUCAUAGUUAUUGUGUACAUUUUAAGAAGUGUGGAAAAUUUGUUUGUCCUAAACUUCUGUUGCGCUUUAUUACUGCAUUUUAUAGACAAAGUAGUCACAAAAUUUUUGAGAAAAGUAAUAUAUAUUAUGCUAAAUGUACGGUAGAGUUUUAAAUAAUCGGAAUUGGAUUGCGUAUAAUCCGUAGGUGACCCAAAAAAAAGGGUGUGUGUCAUUCUUCUUAAUCCAUCCUUUCUAUUAUAUUGUAAUGGUUCUGCUAACCUUGAGUACAGCCAACCGGUUUUGUUCCCAUUUUGGAAUGCUGGCAAGAUUGGAUAAGAAUUGGCAAGAUGAGUGACUCUGAAGACUCAUUCAGUGAAGGUGAAGUCUCUCACUUAUGCCAGAAGGCUUUGUAUGUCCAACCUGCCCCCAGAGCUAUUGAUUUGAACACUGUUCCUGCUGAUGGAAAUGAGUUUAUUCACAAAUCCAGGUUAGAAGAUUCACUUCUUGACUUUCAUGCUUUAAAACAUAAUGAAGAUUCAAAAUCUACCGUGGGUAAAGAGAGAAAAGAAGUAGAUAAAGUUUGGAAGAGAAAAGUUGCUGCAGACUUUGCGCAUUUUGCUAAUCAGCUGAAAAGUGUUAGGGAAUUUCUGAAGAAAAAACAUCCUCAAAGGGUUGUAAUGCCUGUGGAUGAUGAAAUAGAAUGUUGUGCUUUUUGCCUUGGAUCAGCAAAAUCCGCAAAAGUGUAUGGAUGCAAUCCACGUUCAUCUGUUAAAGGCCAUUUACCAUUGCUAAGCUACUUGGUUCAUUUGGAGCAGGGGAAAAUUCACAAAAUGUUAGGAUAUACUACUAAAUGGUAUAGAAGUUGUGGUAUGGAUGUUGAUAUUAACAGAUGGAUUUUUUCUUUUCUUGCUUGUAUCAAUAAACCACUCUCAGAUGAACUUGAAGAAUUUCUUGAGGAUUAUUUUGAUGAUUGUAAAAUAUAUUUAAAGACUUGCAAGAAAGAGGAAUGCCGAAGAGUUCAUUUAAUUAUGUCAUUGUUAGAAAACUAUUUUUGUGUAAAAUCUAAUAACCAUAGUGCAUAUUUUGAUCACUUUUUUUGAUAAUAUCAUUAUGUUUUUGCUGUAUUUGAUGAGUUUCAAAGAAGAAGAAUAGUUUAUUUAAUAAUGUUAUUAUUUGAAAUCUGUUUUUGUGUCAAGUCUGCUAACUGUGGUGCAGAUUUUAAUCACUUAUUUUUAUAAUUUCAUAACAGUGUUGAUUUUAUGCACUUAAAGAGCUGCACGGAGAAGAAAUAACUAAGAGUUCAUUUAAUAAUGUUAUUAUUAAAAAACAAUUUUUGUGUAAAAUCUAGUAACUGUGACCUAUAUUUGAUCAUUUAUUUUGAUAAUUUCCUUACAGCGUUAAUCUUUCUCUUUGCUAUAGUUAUAAAAGUUUUAAUUAGCGGUAUUUGUGCAUAAUAGAAGCUGACAGAUAGUGUUCAAAAUUCAGUUACCAAAUAUAUGUAUGAUAAAAAUUCGUGAUAGAGGAAUAAAUUAUCUUUACAUAUUUGAUUUCCAGUUUUUUUAUUAAUAAAUUAAAUGUCAAGUUAAUCAUUUUUAGUUUUUAAAAGGCAUUUUAGAUUCAUGAUUAAGCAAUAAAUUGCAACAUAAAUGCAAUAGAAGUACAAAAAUAUUUAUUUAUCAAUUUUUUUAUUUAUUUUUUUUUAAAUUGUGUAUGACAUCUGCAAACAAAAUACCAAUUUUGCAAAAUUUACUUUCGAGUCUAAUCUAGAAUUUUUAUCAUGCAGAAAUACUUAUAGACUAUUUCUACUUUCACUCUUAUUGUUAAGCACAGUAUUUGGAUUCACUGUUAUUGGCUGUUUACCAGGAUUCUAGAUAGCUCUUGGCAUCUCAGUAUUUAUUUUUUGGCAUCUCAGUAUUUAUUUUAAGUACAUCUUAAUUUUUCACUCUCUGACAGGAGAGCCUUUUAUGCUAAGAUCUUGCAAAUUUUUUGUUGCCAAUCUAGCUAUCUAGGUUAAUUGUAGUGUGUGUCUAAUUUAAAACAUUUGUGUGUAUGUGUAAUUUUUUCUUAUCUGAAGUGUAUUACAUUAUUUCAUUCUGUAAAACAAAAUAUUUUAACUAGCAUCUCAAAUAAUUUUCAUUUAAGUCCUUCAUUUAAAUUGUCAUGUAGUUUUAUAAUUCAUGUACAGUUUCUAUUGUAUUGAUUUUUUUAUGUCUCUCAAUUGGAAGCAUAUAGUAAUUAAAUUAUAUUUUACCUUAUAUGUUACACUUAUAAAUAACAGAUUAAUAUUCUAAAUUUUUGCCCAUUUGUUCCAUAUCAAAGAAUGUGAAAAUUACUAACUCAUAUGAAAGAGUUAAAUAAAUUUGUAUUCAAAAAUUUCUAUUACUAAAUAAACAGUAUUUUACAUUGA